GUGUUCCACCAUUGGUACCACAUCGAUGACGAGGGUGAGGCUGACGAACGAAGAAUGGAAGACGACGACCCAAAUGCAGGUUUGCCAAGAGAGACCGUCCGCAGAGUUGUGCGCCAGACGGGGAUGUCGUUCACGCCCGAGAAGAAGGAGAUCUUGGACAAGCGCCUGGAUGGUUUGGAGGAGGCGGGCCUUCUGCGCUUCCAUGGUUUCCUCCGACUGAUGCGUUGGGUC
Symbiodinium sp. CCMP2456 is the source of this 231-nucleotide messenger RNA. NCBI's taxonomy places the organism in Eukaryota, Dinophyceae, Suessiales, Symbiodiniaceae. The record is from the annotation of a GenBank genome assembly.